Molecule: messenger RNA, 2385 nt
Organism: Oryza brachyantha (malo sina)
Lineage: Eukaryota; Viridiplantae; Streptophyta; Magnoliopsida; Poales; Poaceae
Exons: 11
Coding region: 74-1786 (570 amino acids)
Molecular function (GO): GTP binding
Source: RefSeq, a predicted model, not a curated record
CCGCCGCGCGCCGCCGCCUUCACCGUCCGCCGCGCCGGGAAGGUGAUUUGAUUUCGUCUGCUAAAAGUGAGAAAUGCCACUUCAUGUUCGCAUAAGGGAGAAGACAAGCAUAGCGAGCUGGGUGAGUUUCAGGAGGAACUGGAGUGGUGGUGGGAUUGCCGGGGGGAAGAAGAGUGGCAAAAGAGAAGAUGCUACAAGGAAAGGAACUAGGACAGUUGGUGGAAACAAGAGUGAGAAGAGAGAAGCAUACAAGGAGACAAGAGGACAUGCUGGACAGAGGAGGAGGUGGAGCGAUGGAAGUGGUCGAGCAGAUGCGGAGAAGAAUGCAUCAGGGGUUGUGAGGAGGAAAAGUAAGGGUGAUGAUGACAAGUGGAAUGGUGAUCACGGUGACACAUCGUAUUCUAAAUCAAAGCUGAUCAGAAAUGGCCCUUCCACUAUGACACGGGGAAAGGCUUCUGCGAGAAAAGGUAAUAGAUUUAGGUCUCAAAGUUCAGAUGAGGAUGAUCUGCACACAGUGAAAAGGAGUAACAACAUGGUUUCCGGUGUAAGUAGAGGAGGAAGGAGUAAGCGGAUGGUUUCUGGUAUAGGUAGAGAGGGAAAAGAUCAAUCAGUGCUCAGUAAGAAUGCAGAGGCAUCCAAAGGGAAGAGGUUUGAUACAUCUACUAGAGUUAGUCAGCAAAAAGAGGCUGCCACAAAUGCCAAUAUGGAUGAUCAUGUUGCAGAAGGAAAGAAGUCAGAUGAUCCUAGCCAGAUUGCCGAAGAGAAACCCCGCCCUCGUCGUACUCGAGUGCUGGACAAGACUGGGAAAAAAAUUAGGGUUGUGAAGAAGGAUUCAGUUUCUGACACUGAGGAACCACUUCCUCCUAAGAAGAGAAAGCGGAUGAAACUGGAUCCCUAUGACACAUCAAACAAAAGGCUCGAGGAUUCUACUACCAAUAAGGAUGUUUUCAGUGCAGAGAAAAUUCCAGAAAAAAGUUCACCUGAAGAGACUGAGAUGUCUAUAAAUUCUAAAUUUCGUGCUAUACAGCCAAGUUCCUCAAUCAUUUCAUAUGUUGAAGACAAUCUACUAGGUCGUAGGCGCCUGAAUGAGAUAAAAAAUGCUGGCUACAAUGUUAAGCUCUCUGCUCCUUUGGAUAACGUGCCCUUCUCAACAAACGCUGAUCGGGACCGCAUCGAAGAAAAUGUGUUCAGAAAUAAGUUGGAAUUCUUUGCUGCGGCAAAAAUCUCGUCAUCAUUCCCUCCUCCUACAAUUCCAGAGAUAGCAUUUGCAGGGGUAUCAAAUGUUGGGAAAUCAUCACUACUUAAUGCACUCACAAGGCAAUGGGGUGUUGUGCGGACAUCAGAUAAGCCAGGACUUACUCAGACUAUAAAUUUCUUCCGGCUUGCAUCAAAGCUAUGCCUUGUUGAUCUGCCUGGAUAUGGUUUUGCUUAUGCAAAGGAUGAAGUUAAAGACUCAUGGCAAGAGCUGGUGAAGGAGUAUGUUUCAACCAGGGUCGGCCUAGAAAGAGUGUGCCUUCUUGUGCACACUAAACGUGGAAUGAAACCGUUGGACUACGAACUUGUAGACCUAAUGGAAAGAUCCAAGACACCGUAUCAGAUUGUAUUGACCAAGACUGAUUUGGUUUUCCCUAUAGACGUGGCUCGCCGUGCUAUGGAAAUCCAAGAGAGUCUGAAGAAGAAAAAGUCAGUGGUCAACCCGGUGAUGAUGGUGAGCUCUAAAACGGGAGCUGGUGUACGCAACCUGAGAGGGGUGCUUGGGAAGUUAGCUCGCUUCAUCAAGCCAUAGCAAAAGAAGGUUCAAAGUUUGGGGACUAGUGUUUCGGGAUAUUUAAAGAGUUUAGCUCUUAAGCAAUUCCCAAAUUAGGUUAGAACUUGAGACCAUCGAUUUUGGAGGCCAUUUUCCUUUCUGAGCCGAUUGUGUCGCUCGGACAGCACAUCCUGCUACCUUGUCUCACUUCCUCUCUCUCCUUCAGCUCAGAUUGUGAGAUUGUGAUGACAUGGAUGGGCUUAUCGUUUAAUUAGCCCUUAUUAUAGUUGUCCUUAAGCUAGUAGGCAAAGCAACACAAUCUAUCUAUCUAUCCAUCACCGAUAGGUUUGUGGCAGAUGAAUGGAUUCAGGGAGAACAUUUUUUAGUGCUUGUGUUGGGCUUAUUGGGCCGACAUGUGCUUCUUAUUCUGAUCUAUUGGGCUGAUAUGUGUAGCUUGUAAAGCCCAGUUAGGCCCAAUGAUGGGGAGAUGAUGUGGCCUAACGGUUUAAGCCUAUGCCCUUUUCAUUUUUUUGCCUUUAUUCUGUGUGUCCUUGCUCUCCCUCUUUCUUGUGUACAAGUUGAGAACACAAAAUACACAAAACCAGUACUUGCUAUCUUUUUUCCUAUUUAUUGCUGUU